This is a messenger RNA of Anoplopoma fimbria (sablefish), 8467 nucleotides long. RefSeq names its product endothelial PAS domain-containing protein 1-like. Gene Ontology annotation, cellular component: cytoplasm; nucleus; transcription regulator complex. Gene Ontology annotation, biological process: regulation of transcription by RNA polymerase II; cellular response to hypoxia. Gene Ontology annotation, molecular function: protein dimerization activity; DNA-binding transcription factor activity, RNA polymerase II-specific; RNA polymerase II transcription regulatory region sequence-specific DNA binding. Bases 76 to 2697 code for a protein of 873 amino acids. The record is from RefSeq and is a predicted model, not a curated record. Lineage: Eukaryota; Metazoa; Chordata; Actinopteri; Perciformes; Anoplopomatidae. The transcript is spliced from 16 exons.
CCCUUCAAGUGUCACUUAUUAUUUUGACUUCUAUAUAAAGUUGGGACUUAACGCAGACUGUCGAGGAAUUACAACAUGACGGCAGAUAAGGAGAAGAAGAGGAGCAGUUCGGAGCGGCGUAAGGAGAAGUCUCGGGAUGCAGCUCGCUGCCGGCGCAGCAAAGAGACGGAGGUUUUCUACGAGCUGGCUCACCAGCUGCCUCUACCCCACAGCGUCAGCUCUCACCUGGACAAGGCCUCCAUCAUGAGGCUGGCUAUCAGCUUCCUGCGCACACGCAAGGUCAUCGCCACAGGCAGCAGCAGCAGCAGCAGCAGCAGUGGCGAAGGCGACGAUGACGAUGACGGACAGAUGGACAGUCUGUACCUGAAGUCUCUGGAGGGCUUCAUCACCAUGGUGACAUCCGACGGCGACAUGAUAUUCCUGUCCGAGAACAUCAGCAAAUUCAUGGGGCUCACGCAGGUGGACCUCACUGGUCACAGCAUCUUUGACUUCACCCACCCAUGUGACCACGAGGAGAUCCGAGAAAACCUCAGCCUGAAGGCAUCUGGCAGCGGCUUCGGUAAAAAAGGCAAAGACCUGAAUACUGAGCGAGAUUUCUUCAUGAGGAUGAAGUGCACGGUGACCAACAGAGGACGCACCGUCAACCUCAAAUCAGCCAGCUGGAAGGUGCUGCAUUGCACCGGACACCUGAAGAUGUACAACAGCUGCUCUCCACGCGUGCUGUGCGGCUUCACAGAGCCCCCGCUCACCUGCGCUGUCCUGAUGUGCGAACCCAUAGCACACCCGUCCAACAUCGACACGCCGCUGGACAGCAGGACCUUCCUGAGCAGACACAGCAUGGACAUGAAGUUCACCUACUGUGACGAGAGGGUGACAGAGUUGAUGGGCUACACUCCUGAGGAUCUGCUGGGUCGUUCAGUUUACGACUUUUACCACGCACUGGACUCAGACGGCGUCACCAAGAGUCACCACAACUUGUGUUCCAAAGGCCAGGCAUCGAGCGGUCAGUAUCGCAUGCUGGCUAAGGACGGAGGCUACGUCUGGGUAGAAACCCAGGGAACUGUUAUCUAUAACAGCCGCAACUCCCAGCCUCAGUGCAUCGUGUGCAUAAACUAUGUCCUCAGUGACAUCGAGGAGAAGUCGAUGAUCCUCUCCCUGAAGCAGACAGAGUCAAUGUUCAAGCCUCACCACAUGAGCAGCUUCUUCUCUGCUGGAGGUGCAGGCGUGUCCGGAGAGCCGGGAGAAGCCCUGUUCACCAAACUCAAAGAGGAACCGGAGGAGCUCACCCAGCUGGCCCCGACACCAGGAGACACAAUCAUCACCCUGGACUUCGAUCGCCCUCAGUUCGAGGAGCCCCAGCCGCCUGCAGGAUACCCCCAGGUAUCUGCCGCAGCCAUGCCCCCUCCGGGACCUACUUCCUGGGCCAGCGAGAGCCACAAGCCUGCCUUACCGCCAUCCAUUCCAAGGGACAUGGCUAACAUGGCCGCUGCAUUCACUGUGCAGCAGAAUCCGCCGCCGGGCAGCGCCACCCCGAGCCUCAGCAGCUGCUCCACGCCAAGCAGCCCAGGUGAUUACUACAGCCCAGUGGAGAGCGACCUGAAGGUGGAGCUGACUGAGAAGCUGUUUUCUCUGGACACAGAGGGCAACAGUCCUGCAAACACUGAGAGCGACUUGAGUGACUUGGACCUUGAGACUUUGGCUCCUUACAUCCCGAUGGAUGGCGAGGACUUCCAGCUGCAUCCCAUUCUCCCAGAGUCCGAGUCCCAUGAGGGGGGUCCAGCAGGAUCCAUUGGGAGCAACUGCAGCCUGACCAAAUCACAGCAGCCCACCCAGAGAAGUUUCAGUAACAUCGCCAGCCUCUUCCAGCCGCUGUCCUCCCCUCCUCAGCCCCAAGGCCACUACCAGCACCAGGCAGCUGCGUCCUGGGCCGCAGGGGAGAAGAGAGCCUCCAGCCAGGAGGGCGUGGACUCCCGUGCUGGGUCUUGCAUAAUGAAGCACAUGCAGAGUCCCCCAUUCCAGACUCCAGCCAGGACCCCUCUGUCCACCAUGGGUGCCAGGCAGGACCUGCAGUGGCCCCCAGACCCUCUGAUAACAUACCAACAACAACAGGCCGCCAAGGCGUACCUGAUGGAGCCUCUGUGUGGGGAGGAGCGCCCUUCCUGCCAACAGAACAUGCCACGCCUCAUGCAGAAGCAGAGGUCCAUGGACAACUUUGUGCAAGCAUACAGAGACAUGAGUCCAGCCAGAGUGGCCAUGGCCAACAGUAUCAAGCGCUCCUUCACUCAGAUGGCUGUGGGUGAAAGUACAUCUUCAGAAAACAUCUGGAAGAAGAUGAGAGGCGACAGUUGUGCCGCCAUGGAUCGCUCACUCAGCGCAGGAUCACUGGCAGCGUCAGAGAUGGGGAGGAUGAUGCCAGGAAGCAUGUCUUCAUGUUUCAGCUCUCCUCAGCAACACAGGAAGUGUCAGUAUCCAGUAAACGGGAAACUCUUCCCCCAAAAGAGCUGCAGCUUCACGUAUAACAUGCAGCCGUCUAACAAGACCGAAGGUAUCGCUAGCCGUUUGCUGGGUUCUUCGUUUGAGUCCUCCUGUCUGCCGGAGUUGACCCGCUACGACUGCGAGGUCAACGUCCCUCUGCAGGGCAGCCUGUACCUCCUCCAGGGCUGCGACCUGCUGAGAGCCCUGGACCAGUCCACCUAGAGCCCCGGAUUCAGAAUCUGCCUUAGACCUGGACUUAUUCCAAACCCUAAGCCUCAGUCUGCAGCCCGAGACUUAAGCCUUUCUUUACCUUCAUACCUCUGGGCCUUCUGAGAGUCCCGAGGCUAAGCUACCUAUAGGGAAUGGUAUUCAUAACCACAUCCUGCCUUAUUUAGCUUAUCUGGCUCAGCCCACACUAUUGUUCCCUGACCCUUUAUAGUUCUGUACCUAGACCAUCUAAACAAGCUGAGAUAUCAGGGUCAAGGUCUUUUUCUUGGGGCCCUUGACUCAAAUCAGAUACAGGUUGAACACCAGUGUGCAAAAGUUGCCCUGCUUUGAGCCAACCCCAUAGGACGCCCACACAUGAAAACUAACACGGGUCACUUGGUGAAAAAAAAAAAGGUAAACGCGGGACAAUUAACAGAGUGAAAAAUAAUGCAACACUCUGUGUUCAGAAACACCGGCUGAACUCGGCUCUUUGGUGUAAAAACAGUAUUUGUGGCAUGGGAUUUCAAACCUACGACCGGCCCGGUCUCCGUCACUGACCCACACCCUGAUAUGAACUAUGCAGCUCAGUUCCCAGACCUACCUUCUCUUUAGCAGCUAGCUCACUAGCUCAAAAAAGAGAAGUACCAUACUGCCUAAACUACACUGUGUUCUUUCCCUUUGAAUAUUUAAUCAGCAAUUAAGCCCAGCCCACUUUCUUAGUCUCUUUUAAAGUCAAAGUUGGGUAUCAUGAACUUGUUCUGAAUUGUAGCCAAUUUUAGAAUUGAAACAACCAAGAAUUAUUUCUGCCAAUCAAAUUUUCCCCCUGAAAUAUGAUAACCAAAAUCACCUAUAUUAGGAUACCAAACUGAAGUCAAAACAACAUUAAACUCUUACCUGACAAUAUAGAGAAUAUUUCAUUUUUUUGUAUCAUGAAACUCUUCACAAUACUUUAGAUAAAGUUUUUACUAUUUCUCUGUCAUAUUUAGGUUUUAUUUCAUUCUACAAAGAAAUGCUAAGAAUCAGAAUCAAUAAGCAGAAUCAGAAUAAAAGUGAUACCCAGUUUGGCGGGAUCCUUUUCUGCAUGUUAAUAAGGCAGACCCACUUUUAACAGCCAUCAACCUGCCUCUUCUUGCCUGAAUCCAUCCCACCUGAGUCACUGUAACAUGACCAUCUGCUCUGUUUAAAUAUCAGAGUCGUGCAGUUUGUCUGCCUCACAGUAGGAUUACUUCUGCUUGGGUCAACUGUAAUGACAAAUGCAUUAUAUUAGCUAUUAUAAUAACUUUAUUUUUCUGCUAUAGAACUGAAACAUUUUAGCUUUUAUCAGAUGUCCCCAGGUUAGUUCAUCCUAAUCAACAGGAAACUAAACAAUAACAAUACUGCUUUACUUCUCUUUAUUUCUUUACUUCUACUUUAUUUUUUUACAAGUUCUUAUUCUACCUAGAAUAUUAUUUUAUUUCUUGUGUCAAACUCACAGACACACUAAACAUAUAUUGCGAUACAUGUACUCUACUGUAAGUUGAAGAUUAAGUUUUUGUUUUUUAACUUCUCUUCUUCAAUCUGUUCUUUAUUUAUCUAAACAUGUUUUUUCUCUUACUUGACUUUCUCAGUCAGUUAAGCAUCUUGUGUGACUACAGGGUUUUCUCUUAUUGUGCAAUUAUUUUUUGAGCUAAAAGCUUAUAUAGUCAGCAGCAAAGCUUGCCUUAUUCGUCAAACCGAUAGCUUGCACAAAGGACCUGACUUGUGAUUACAUGUUGUAGACGUGCACACACUUCACGCGUUAUAGAAAACCAUCGAAAAACAGUGGUGUGCAUAGAUGAUCUAAGGAGCAGGGGUGAGGAUGAAACAGGAUGCUGCUCUUGUGAAUGCAAGUUUCAUUUUAAGCUUUAAUUUUUCCCUUUAAAAGAUAAAAAUUAGUUGUAGGCUUUGUAACUGCAGAUCAAGUAUAGAUAAGCUUGUUUUGCAGACCUUGGUCAGAAGAUGACUAUGUGGUUUGUAAUUUGUUUCCAUUCAUUUCUGAUACAUUUCUACAUUAAACAAAAUGUCUACAACAACACAACAUGGCUUGCAGAAUUGUUAGCUGUAAUGUAAAGCUUGUGAGAUUUGCAGUAAAUGGGCUAAAACUUUCUUUAAGCUAACUGGAGGGUUUUUGAGCCAAUCACAGGAGCUAAUCAAAAGGUGCACGAAGAGGCACGAAAAAAAACACUUUAGCUGAUCCAAAUGACAAUUGGCCAAUCAGAGAGCCACUUGCUUCAGUUCUACUGACCUCAGUUGCCCCUUUUGUUGUGAUAUAAGGGGGCGAAAAUGAAUCAUUCGAGUGUCCCAUUCCAAAAAAAAAAAAAAGAAAAGAAAAGGCCACUUUAGCUUUUAGAUGAAGAAGGGCAGCGGAGGUCGCUCUGUGCACACCACUGCACAAACCAAUCAGUCUAAGGUCGAUGACAGCAGCCACUGCAUAAGCACUUACUCAGACUAUACAUAUGUACAUAUUAGCAGCAGCAGCCUUAGGUUCAGUGCAGUACAGCAGCCUGUGAAGUGACUUGAAGUGUAUGUAUUAUUCUUUAUGGUUAGGCCAGUUUAUAUUGUAGUUCAUGACAUGGAGUGGCUGCCAAUACCAGAAAGCUUUGAUACAGAAUAUGAAUUCUCAUAAUUAAGAGUAGACUUAAUACACUAUGAACUAGGAGUAAGAUCAGAGUUUUUAUUUUCAAACUAGAAACUUUAAUUUUUCACUCAAAUGAUGUCAGUAAUCUCAUCGUCAGUAUGCGUUCUUUGGAAUCACGUUAACCUUUUUUUUCUGUUCUCUCCUUUCCUGUACACUCAAAGUAUUUCUCUUGAACUCACUCUAUUUUUUGAGGUAGUUGUCUUCGUGUGGUGACCACUUAAGAGAAUGAAUCAUAGAGCUUUGUUCACAUAUACGUUACGUAUUUAAAGACAAAACUAAUGUUGAAGAUAGUGUUUUUAGUGUUUGUGUUCUGGUACUUUGUCCUUAUCUACCCCUGUAGAUGCAGAUGGAUCAGAUCCCUCGCUGUGCAGUUUCCUCUCGUGCUGUUUUUCUGUGUUGUGGAAUUUAUUUUCCUCCAGGGUUUUAUCCUUAAAUAUCCUAUCGUUGAAAUAUCUAAUGGAUCUGUUGGCUGGGCAGUAAUGUUUUUUGUUCUUCCUUUAAGACGAUAAAACUAAAAACAACAGGAAAAAAAAGUUCAGAUAAAUAAAAUGAAUAGGUUUCACUUUUCAGAUAUGUAGCAUUUUGAAUAUUGUAAAGAAGGUGAAGUUGCCACAUAAUUAAUCAUAGUUUUUGAGUUGCAUAUAUAAAAGCAAAGGUGCUUCAUAGACCAUGUAUGUGUCUUUUUUAGACUUUGUAUAACAUCUCUUUUGGAUCCUAACACUAUAUUUUGAUGUUCUCUGCUUUAUGUCGUGCUGAAAUUUUCUUUAAAGUUUAAAACUUUUGAAUUUUUAUAAUGUGCCUUAUGGUUGUCCCAAUACAUACUGAGUUUGCCCUUCAAGUGCACAGUUUGUUCCCCGCAACCUGUCCAGGACUUCCUUUAACUCUGGAGUUUAUUAUUGAAUAAAAUCCCAACUUGACAUAGUAUCUGAACACCUUAACUGAUUUUAUGGCAGUUAACAACCAGCUAGCAUUUUGUACGUUGGAACACAAUGUCACAGUUGGGAUGAUUUUCAUCAUAAUCCUUCAGGUUUUUUAAUCAACACCUUAGUAUCCUCCUCUGAAACAUCCAUUUAGAUCCAGAUAGAACAGCAGCCAGGUCAGGCGACAUACAAUGGAAGCCUUUACAGGUAGAACCCUAUUAGAACCCGUUGUAGAUCCCCUGGUGAUAACAAGUUUAAAUUUGUGAAAGGCGUUUUUAAGGGAUGGAAUUCCCCAGCUAAUCAAACAACCUGAAAGUAUGUUUGUUGAUGAAGCGUCUUGUGGGCUUUGGUUUAGUUGGAAGAAAUUUGACUGUAUAGUAAAAGUUUUUGGGGGAGGGGUCUCAUGUCAGAGGGGAAAACAGUUACAAAGUUAGCAUCUUGCUUUUGCAGAUUGCUUGACACAUGUUUAGAGUCAAUAACUGUCACUCUGCAAAUCGAAUUUGCCUGACUUUUAUUUUCAUAAAUAGUGAACAAACAGGCUCUACAGCCUGCCUAAAAAAAAUGGGGCAGGAAACAUGAUAAUUUAGAUGUUUAGAAAGCCAAUAACCAAAUAUUUCUAUGUAAAGUAAAGCUGCCUGGCAGUGACUGAAAUUUUAUUACAACUGAUGAUAAUAAAUCCAAAUCUAUGAAUAUUAAAUCCGGGUUGUAGAAGAGAAAAUGUUUGGUAGGACUUGAGAUUAUUAUUAUCCUGAGAGGGGAUGCGGGCAGAGAAACGGUAUGAGCAGUUAUGAAGGAGGGAUGAAAAGAAGUGAUGUCAACUUGAAUGACAAAUAAAAAGAGAGAGACAUCCUGCUCAGUCUGCCCACUGAUGCAUAACUCUCAACUCCUCCACAGAACAUGUAACUCAUCUGUUAAUCUCACUCCCCCUCUCCUUUCACUUUUCUCCUAAGACUCAAACGCCAAAUUUGGUUUGCUCUCCUUAUAUCUCAGCACUGUCAGCAACUUUAAGGGCAUUUUUAUAAUCGCCAAAUUCAAAAUUCUUCCUUUUUCAAUGUUUAAAGCAAAUUGAUAUAUUCCUAUUUGCAGCAUUACGAAUAGUAUUAAAUAUGUUCUGUAUAAUGAUCAAUUAUAGAAAUUAAAAGUUGGUUAUAUUAAAUAAAAGCACCUUACUGUUCAAAGCAGGUUUACAAAUCAUUAUUUACAUUUCAGAUUUACAGCGUAUAAAACAGUUCUCAAACAGCACUAAGUUCAUUUUUGUAGACCAAAGAGUUUUUAGGUUUAAAAUGUUUAAGGUUCUGAAACAUGCACAUGGAGGAAGAACAGCACCUCAGAUGUACUUUUUAUCAACUGAUGAGAUUUGAACUAAAUUGGGUUAAUGUAUGUGGAAAGAGUUGGCUAGAUGGAAGUCGAUUUUAGAAAUAAAAAUCUAGGCAAAGAGGAGGUCCCGCCCAUGUUUUAGGAACACUUCUGCUCCAUUUGCUUGGACCAGACAAUUUAGAAUUUUAAAUUGUUUAAAAAAUGCCAAAUUUGAACUAAGAUGAAACAUUUUUUGUGAACAGUUAUGAAAUACAUCUCAUUGAGUCUUAAAGCUUCUUAGGAGAUGUAGUUAUGCAUUUUAACAUUGUUUUAUUUUUGCUAUAAUGAAGAACAAGUGAACAUUUGUUUAUCUUGGAAUAUUGAAAGUUGACCUGAGGAGCAGGUAUCAGCUAUUUAAAAAGAAAAAAUAGAGAAAACUUUCUGAGAGAAAUAGAAAAUGCUAGUGGCACAGAUGCUAACCCAAAAAUGGGCGGGACUUAGUCUCUCUUUUUAAACCCUAGAAGACUUAUCACCAGUCCUAGUACUCCAUAUGCUGUGCUACUUGAAGGGUUUCCCCCAAAACAAAAGUGACAAAACGUGUCAUGAGUUGAUCCACUUCCUCUUUAAAGACAAUAUCAGCAUAUUGUGCCUCGUGUGACAACAGGGUUUUUGUUUUUCCUUAUGGGAUCCAUGUUUAGCUACUUGUAUUCUGUUUUUGUCAAUGUCAUACAGUACAGUUAUAUUGGCUGAUCAAUGAUCUGCAUUUUUUUAAUAUGCUAAAAAUCUGUAUUGAUCUUAUUAUUAUCAUAUAUUGUUAUCAAUGUUAUUACUAUAUGGGUAAUUAAACCCAAUAAGAAGUUUGUGUUUAUGCACUGAUAUCUUAUUAUUAAAGCAUACUGAUCUUACCCUCCCU